GUGAAGAAGCAUUUGAAGAGUACUAUGGUGGUUUGGGAAGACUGUAGCUUUGUUAAUGUUGCCACAUGGAGACACUAACUGUACCUGUCUUGGAUCAUCCUCUUCACGCUUGUACUGCUCGAAUUGGCAACAGUGCUCCUCUGUCAAACAAAACAAUGCAAAUGGCAGCCGGGUCGGGUCGGCGGAGAAGUGGGAUGGCAAUCCUCCACCAAUUUCAUUUUUUUUAUUUUUUUUAUACUGGUUAUUUGAUCAUCCUGUAUUCUAUGGUAACAUAUUAUAAGACAGCUAUGGACUACGAAGGAUCAUAAAGAAUAAUACAAAAGACGAAGAGGCAGACCAAAUGGGGGAUGAACCGAUGGACACAGCCGCCGGAGGGAGGGGAGACGAGAUGUGCGGCGGCCUGGAGGAUGAGCAUGUUGCCUUGAGCACCAGCAUCAGCCAGCUGCUGGAGCUGCCGCCCCACGGCGAGGACACAGCCGUGGCGGUGCCCCCUGACCCCCCAGACCUCUCGCCGGGCAUCACACACAAGGUGAAUGGUGCGGUGGUGCGCCGCGUGUCCUACCACGGAGCUGCUGGGAAGCACGCCCUCCGCCAGCAGGCCCGGAGACGGCGUCGCAACACCUCCAUCGCCGCCGGCAAUUCCCCACCAAUCACACGCGUCACCAUGAAGACUGUGGCCGCCACCUCCCCAAACCCUGCCGCUUCCCAGCCAGUCCAGCCCGCCACCACCACCACCACCACCACCACACCUCCCACCACCACCACCAUCACAACCUCCUCCACCACCACCACUACCACCACCACCGUCAUCACACUGACAACCUCCGCCGUGACAGCAGCAAACACCACGGGCAACACCUUAUGCAGCGGCUCGUCCACGGUGCCGGCACUGUUACCUCAGCUCUCCGAAGCGUGCCCGGCCUCGGCCUCCACCACCCCCUCGCCUCCCAUAUGCAGAAUAAGUAACAAAAUGGCACACUCGCCCAACCAGCUGUCCGGAACAAGACUCAGCAGCAAAACUUGCCUGUCGAGUUCUUAUCACCCAGUGCUGGGAACGAGGGUCAGCUCUCGGAUAGCUAACAACGCAGCGACGAGUGGACUCAGCCACCCCAGCUCUGGUUCCCCGUAUUUGACCGGCAUGACCCAGGGCGGUGCUUUCCCCAACAUGACCUCAGGCAUGCAAGCUUCCCGAGUGGUGCGCAUCCCGGCCUGCCAGUCGUCCCCGUCAUCGCGCGACGCCUCCUCCCCUUCCAUGACCACCAUGCAGACUUACCUUGCCGGCAUCCCAGGUUUCAAGCCUCGCAAAAGGUCGCAGCGCAAGCUCUCAGCAGCGGCCCAGCUGGCCCAGACUAAAGAGGGAAAUGUGGACCUGGAGACGCCGGACUCCAUCCUGGCCGGCGUCAACGUGCGGGCCAUCCUCAACAAGCACACUUUCAGCACCCUACCGCCGGCAUACCAGCACCGCCUCAUCCAGCUCCUGCCCCUGGUGGACCAAGCCGUGGGGCCCGACGAUGCCUUCAAACUUUCGACCACCAGCCUCAACAAUGAGUUCUUUGGCCGGGCGUGCGAGUCCUGGCGGUGUCGUCUCGGGGAGGGAGAGUUUACGCAUGAUAAUCAAAUCAAGCUGAAAGUCGAGGCCGAGAAGGAACGCACAAAGCUAGACCCUUGGAAGGUUGCCCACUUUGAGCCACUGUGGGGAGUCAAACAGCCCUGGUGCAGCCUGGAAGGGGAGGGGAGCAUGAGCAGCCCCUCCUCCCCCUCGGGUGACACAUUCCCCGCCUCCCCCCCUGACCUCUCAUGCACCUCCCCGGCCUUCACGUCCACCUUCACACCGGCCCAUAUACACCAGCUAUCCAAGGUCGUCAAGCACAUCGCCAGCCGGGACCAGCGGAGGGCCGAGAGAAGGGCCGCCAGAAGAGCUCUCAGGCAAAACAAGGCUCUGUCGGAGCUUAGAGUUUCUUCGACUGGUCCUUUGGUGCUGUCUUCCAUCGCGAGAAGCUCCUCCUCCUCCUCAUCUUCUUCCUCCUCCUCUUCAUCCUCCUCCUCAUCCUCGUCCUCCUCCCCCCAGUUCCUUCCCCGUUCUGUUGUCGCACGCUCCUCCUCUUCACCUGCAUCUCCAUUCAUCGCCACCUCCUUCCCUUCUUCCAUCACUCUGUCGCCUGCAUCAUCAUCGUCAUCGUCAUCAGUGCCACCAAGCCUAUCCUCUCUGACCCCCACUCUGGCGCUCUCGUCGGCAGCGGUGGUGUCAGUCUCCUCCUCCUCGUGCAUGCCCAGUUCUGUCAUCGCUUCUUUAUCAUCACAGUCAUUAUCGUCAUCAUCGCCUUCAUCAUCUUCAUCGUCGUCGUCGUCAUCCGCAUCCUCGCUGUUAUUACCAUCAUCAUCAGGGGCUGCUCUGGGGUCCUCUGUAGUGCUUCCUGAGCCUGUUCUGUCAUCAGCAGGGUUGUUAGAGGCAUCGCUGAUAUGUCAUCCUGUACUAUCAUCAUCAUCAUCAUUUUCCACAUCCUCAUCAACAACAGCAGCAACAGCAUCAAUAUUAGCAACAACAGCAACAGCAACGGUUUCUUCCUCCUCCUUCUCCUCUUCCUCGUCAUCAGCGUCAUCAGUAGCAGCUGCAUCAGUCCCAGCAUCACCUUUAUUAUUAUUUUCAUUAGCAUCAUCAUCGGCAUCAUCAGCAUCUGCAUACCAGCCCGACUCCUCUUCAGCACUGUCCAGCUCCCUGUCCUCCCCCUCGGCCGUGCUACUUCCCGUCUCCUCCUCGGUGAUUGCAAGUCCCGUGUGUGUCGUGUCAUCCUCGGCUGCUGUGACUCCCGGCUCGGUGACGCUGAUUCCCAGCAAGAGUAGCCUACACACACUACCCAUUGGGAACAGUUCAGUAAUAGCUGUGAGUGACAAGAAUGCAGUGCAGACUCAGAUCAUGACCAUUGAUCAAGCUGGAAUCUCAGUGGAAAGCUCAAAGAGGAAGGAGCCUAUGCCCGUCACUUUGUCAAACCCUUCAAAGAAACUAUGUGUGACCAAUCCUGAUCAGGCAAACUGUAGUGUUCCGGUGUCUGGGAACACUGUACACUUUGCUCAAAAGAAACAACCCACUCACUUGAACCCCCUUGUGGAGACUCCUCAGUCCAAGGUUCCUGUCACCACUGUCAUUGGGUCCUUGCGGACUUCACCAAAUGGUGCAAAAGUGCUUGCCUCCCCGGUAGUCUCUCAGGCCAAGACCCUGUGUCCCGGCAAGCCGGCGGCGGUGCUGCUUGCUGCCUCUUCAUCCCAGUCGUUUGCACCUGCUGGCCAGCCCCCCUCCUCUCCAGCGUCCAGGACUUCCCCAGGCAUGAGAGUGUCUCCGGGGCCGUCGCCCUCGCCGUCGAGGCUGUCCCCAGUGGUGCAGGUGGUGUCCCCCUCCCUGGCCGGGACGCUGGCCACUAGUCCUGCUGGUGCCAAGACCGUCGUGGUCACGGGGCCAUCCAAGGCAACAGAGAUGGAGGCUUCGAUUGGCCAGGCCAUACGGAGCAAUGUACAAACACUGUGUUGCACCUCAGCUGUUAGUGGAGCUCAAAAGAUCAAGGCUGUUAAAACAUUGGCACAGAAUGUGGCGACAGGUGGGACCAUCGUGAAGGUGACCAAAAGUAGAACUCCAGGCAUGGUCAACAUUCAGAGGUCGUAUGAAAUAGUUCAAGCCGUCAUCGCCAACAGUCCAAACCGAGACCAGUUACAAGCCCAACUCAAGUCCCCGGCAUCACUGCUCGCUGAGGUCAAGCCCGCCUUGAAUAACCCUGGUGUAAACUCUGCUUUGGUUGUCAACAGCACCAACUCUGGCCUCAGCACACCCAUCAGUAGUGGCCAGAAUCAUUGUAACAGUAAUCUAGUGAUGCAGACAGCCCCACAGCUGCAAACCUUUACUGUGGUCAAAGCUGUAGCCACCAAUAGCAGCAGCAGCACUAGCAUCAGCAACAAUAACAUCAGUAGCAGUAGCAGCAACAACAACAUUAUCAACAACAGUAGUAGCACCACCAUCACUCCUGUCCAGGCAGCCCAAGUAAUGACCAGUGUCCCGCGCACCAUGAAACAAGUGGCCGUCACCAUAGACAGCACCUCGGGUACGGUGACACCAGUCCAGGGGGUUCCUACCUCUGCCGGGGCGCUGGUGCUCCGCCAGCUGAUGACACCUCAGCUUGCUGCCUCUCAGCCUGAGGGUGUCGAGGGCAGCAUGGCUCCUCCUGUUGCCUCCUCAAGACCCAUCACUAUUUUCCGCCCCGCAACAUCUGGUCGGCCCAUCGUGGUGAGGAUGCCUGUGUCAGGACUGCAGGUGUUAAGGCUGGGUAGCAGGACCAACACCAAUGGUGAGUGUAACAAUGGUGUUGAUGGUAGUGGUGGCCAGCAACAACAGCAGCCGCCCAGAGCAGCCAGCGCCCCGCCGGACAAGAGUGGGGUCAUGGUGGCCCUGUCUCCCCGACCAUCCAGCGUGGGGCCCAGAAUUGUCGUACAGACCAGCAGUGCUCAGGUAUCACCUGCCAGCAUUCUCAGUUCAGCUGGACAUUUUUUAUCCGAAGGUGACCCCAGUUCAGGUGUAAGUAGCUGUGACAACAGUCAGUUGGUCACAACACGGGCUGGGGCAUCUGAUUCACUUGUAAUUUCAUCUGAUAAUUCUGUCAGCAUUCCUGAUAAUAACCACUCCUUUGUCAUUAGCACAGCCAACAGUGUGAAAAGACCUGCCGUGAACGUGUCUGUUGGAGUGAGUGUGAGUGGGGUGGCAGCGGCCCCCGGCACAGCAAGCACCAACACAGUGUUGAGUAGUCCUUGUGUGCAGGCACAGUCACCCAUGCAGCAGCAGCAGAUGCAGCAGCCAGUAUCCCAACAGCCCUUGUCCCAGCAUUCUAAUGCACAUAUGAGAUCUAAUAUACAUAUGAAUAAUAUGCAACAUGUGAAUAACUUUCAACAUUCAAAUAAUGUGAAUAUUAUGCAGUCUGUCAGUAGUAUGAAUAUGCAACCAGGAAGUAAUGUUCUGUCCAUGGGCAACAUGCAACAAGCCACAUCCAACGGAGGCAUUAAUGGCAUGACCAUGACAGGCCCUGUUAACCAGAUGUUCUCCAGCGUGAAGAACGAUACAAGUGAAGAAGGUUGCCCCUGCAACAUGAAGGCCAUGAUCAUAUGCAUGAAGUGUGGUGCGUUCUGCCACCACGACUGCAUCGGGCCGGCGAGGCUUUGUGUGGCCUGUCUCAUCCGUUAGUUAUUGCAGGGUGUUCAGCUUUACCUUGAACACUAUUUACCACAACAAUUGUUUGAGCUAUGGUGUGACUUCAGUGAGUUAUGCUGAAACUUUAAAUUGACAUAUUGCAUAGUGUGUCAAGUUUUACUCAGGAAGGUUUCUGGACCACUCACAUAAUUAUUAACAUUACUUAAGUGAUAAAGACAUUCUGUGAAUGCUUAACUAGAAACAGUCAACUGAAAGGAUUUUUUUCUAUUUAAUUCUAAUAUUCUUGGUUAGUUUUAUAUUUGAGUAAAUGGUUCAUUUAUAUUAAAUAAAAUGUUUUUUUUUUUAACAGUUUGGUUACAGACACUGAACGACAUACAUCUUCAGGUAAAUAAUGUUGAGCAAAAAUCUCAUCCCAGAUUUAUUUGUUUUAUUAUGAAAAAAAAAAAUUUGUUGAAAGCUCCUAUUGGAAAUACCCUCCAGAGUGUGUUAUGCUUUGGUAGAGUUUUGAGUCUGCCAAACUUUACUUGGUGAAGUGCUGUGCAGAAUGCCUGCUGUACCAAUGUUUAGCAAUGACAUUCCUCUCCAUCUUAAUUCUAUAUUGGUAAGUUUGUCCAGGGUAUUUUGAAUCAGUAGAGAGAGAUUCCUGUAGUGUCAUGAUGCUGACAUCUUUUAUUUAACAUGUGGUUUGUUUCUGUAGAAAAUGGACUCCUUCCUCAAAGCUGUGUAGCAUAUUACUUUUCCACCUUGAUAGCUCAGGUAGCCUGCAUGUGAACCAGGUGAGAUGCACAUAUAUGCAUUCCAUAGUGACUGAGACAUGGCACUCACAAUCGUUCUUCCACGUCUGUGUUUUACUUCUCACCAUUCCCCGAGGACUCCAGUCGGCUCGGUUAUCCUUUGGAUCUGUUUGGUAGCCAGGUCACAAGUGUUGAACAUUGAUAUUUUACCACUGUAUUGUUUUUGGGAGGGUAAAACCAAGGAUUCUGUAUGUUACUCCUGUGGAGUAUUAGAUCCCCUGUUUCUCAGCUGGUUGCUUGUACUCUUUACCAUGUUGUAAGCAAUAACUCAAGAUUUGAUGAUAUGCAACAUUUUCUUGUUGAGGGCUGCACUCUUGUUUUCAUAAAUCUUAUUCUUUUCAGAAUUAUGAACACGGUUGAAAAAUCACCUUAAAGAUAAGAAUGUUAAUUAUUCAGGUUCAUUACAUAGUUGGAGAAGAUAAGGAUAUAAUUAUUUUAUGUAUAAAGUCGGAAGUUUUAUUUAUUUAAAGGUAGGAGCCAUUAAUGCAUUUUCUCUAAUUAUGUAAAUCAGUUUAAUAUCAAUUCCAAGUAGCCUUGGGCACGUUCAGCUCACGCAAGGAAAAGUGGCCACCGUCACCCUGUUCUCCCUGGGUUACUGUUCAUAAUUGUGAAUACUGCAAACUUCACUUUUGUUUUCUGUCAGAAUAAUGUACAAAUUGUAAAGUAAGGGCUUGUGAGUUUCAAGCGUAGACACUAAUGCUUUGUUGGUAUUUAUGCAUGUAUCAUGUGCUAAAGAUAUUGUGAUUAGUGAUGAAAUAAAGAAACUUUGCA
This is a messenger RNA of Eriocheir sinensis (Chinese mitten crab), 6750 nucleotides long. RefSeq names its product polycomb protein Asx-like (gene Asx). Gene Ontology annotation, biological process: positive regulation of transcription by RNA polymerase II; animal organ morphogenesis. NCBI's taxonomy places the organism in Eukaryota, Metazoa, Arthropoda, Malacostraca, Decapoda, Varunidae. The record is from RefSeq and is a predicted model, not a curated record. Gene Ontology annotation, cellular component: PR-DUB complex. Gene Ontology annotation, molecular function: chromatin binding; DNA binding. The transcript is spliced from 10 exons. Bases 341 to 5218 code for a protein of 1625 amino acids.